Gregarina niphandrodes is the source of this 549-nucleotide messenger RNA. RefSeq lists its product as hypothetical. The transcript has a single exon. The coding region runs from base 1 to 549 and encodes 182 amino acids. NCBI's taxonomy places the organism in Eukaryota, Apicomplexa, Conoidasida, Eugregarinorida, Gregarinidae. The record is from RefSeq and is a predicted model, not a curated record.
AUGGACCUCACACGUCAGUUAGGCUUAGAAGAGGCUGGCGCUGGUGCCAUCAGAGGCUUGUUUACCAGGAAACAGGUGACGGUGUUCAAGGCGUCAUUGGCUACAAAAGACCGCCGGAUGGAGACUGUGCUGUAUUCCAGCGAGGAGCUCAAGGACGAUGAGCUGAUGUUGGGCGUACCAGACAUGAUUGCGCUAGGCAUCUUCGAUGCAUUUAAGUGCCAGUUCCAUGUGGAGAGCUGUUACAAGGUCAAUGCGGUGUCACUGGUGGAGGAGGAGAAGUCAGACCAAGACUUGUUGGCGGUGGCGAAGCGACUGAUAACAGAUAUGACGUCUCAUCUGGAAGGUGUUGUUAGAGAGAGACUUCGGGGUUUGUUACAAAAACAUUCGAAGUGUUGGUUGCAGCCAAGGACAGGCAGAACCCGGCAUAGUGUGGAGUUCGAAGUAGACGGGAAGCCGGUGAAGCAUACGUUGAAGCCGUUAAGACCAGAGUUACGAGAGGAACUAGAUAAGCAGAUAGACGACAUGUUGAGCAUGGGUGAUACAACCUAG